AUGUUUUCUUCCCGGCUCUUGCUCCUAGCAAAUGGCAUAGCGGGUGCUUCGGCUUUCGUGUUGCCACUUUUGGAGCAGAAUCCGAUGACUAUUGGAAAUCCGAGUGUUGAUUUUAAAUGCGAUUUACCCCCUGUUCUUGACCCUGCCAAUGAUGGGUUACCGUCGGCAUUGAGCCUAUUUUCGUCAGAUGAGGCAUUGGAACGACAGGUGAAACGUCACCAGGCAAUUGUGCAAGUUCCAUCGGUUUCAUAUGAUGAUUUGGGCGAGAUAGGGGAGGAUGAGCGAUGGAAUCCCUUCUACAAGCUUUUCCCGGCUCUUCAAAACUCAUAUCCUACAAUCCAUAAGCGCGCAAAGCUGGAGAAGAUAAAUAUUUUUGGGCUGCUCUACACACUAGAAGGCUCUGAUCCUUCUCUGAAGCCGACUCUUCUUACUGCCCAUCAGGACGUGGUACCUGUUGCUGAUGCAUCCACAUGGAAAUACCCACCUUUCGAGGCUCAUUUUGAUGGCGAGUAUAUCUGGGGACGAGGUGCAUCCGACGACAAGAACAGUCUCACAGCCAUCCUCUCCGCUGUCGAGGGUCUUCUUUCUGAGUCUGACUGGAAGCCAAGGCGAACUCUCCUCCUGGCUUUCGGGUUUGACGAGGAAGUCGGUCUGAAUAAAGGUGCUGGGCCGAUCAGUGAGAUUCUUAAGGAGAGAUAUGGUGAAGACAGCGUUGCUAUCAUCCUUGAUGAGGGUGGUUUCGGCUCGGGACCUCUCGAUGGAAAUACUGUAUAUGUCCACCCUGCAAUCACCGAGAAGGGUCAUGCCAAUCUCUUCUUCGAGCUCCAUGCCAAGGGUGGCCACAGUUCUGUCCCCCUGCCGCAUACGGGUAUCGGCAUCGUUUCUGAGAUCGUUGUCGCGCUUGAAUCUAAUCCGUAUGAGCCUAAAAUCAUCGAGAACGGCCCCAUUCACAAACGAUUAAUUUGUCAAGCGCGAUACUCUCCUAAUACUCAGCCCGAGAUCGAAAAGUUAUUACGGAAUAAUGACUUUGAUGGGCUCGCAGUUGAAUUUGCUAAAUCGAGCCCUUUUAACCGGUUUGUUGUUCAAACAUCGCAGGCUAUUGAUCUGAUUACGGGCGGAGUGAAGAUCAAUGCCAUGCCAGAGGUCGUUACCCUGGCUGUUAACUAUCGCGUUGCCCACCAUGAAAAACCGGUACAGGUUCAAUACAAGGCUAUUCAAGUAAUUGCGGACGUUGUCAAGAAGUAUGGCCUUCGAGUGGACGCAUUCACUGGCGACAAAGAAUAUCACGAUUAUGUCGCAGGUCUUCAUUCCAGUGAUAUGCUUUAUCAUAGCGAUCUAAAACGCCAGGAUAAUGUUGACUACAACGGAACUCUUGUCAUCAGGGCCACAAAGGCCGGAGCCGCACCGGUGUCUCCUGCUAGUGGCCCCGUGUGGGAUAUCUUUUCGGGAACAAUUCGGCAUGCCUUUGCGUCGGAAGAUAAGAUUGUCGUGCCAGUGGGAGACAUUAUGACAGGUGGUACUGACACUAGAUAUUAUCUCAGCCUUACCCGCAACGUCUUUAGAUGGACUCCAGCUAUUGGUCGGGGACUAGACAAUAUUCAUACUGUCGAUGAGCAUAUAAGCAUUUUUGAUCACCUGAAUGCCGUCAGAUUCUACUAUGACUUCAUUCGCAACUUCGAUGCUGCAGAUGUAUAA
Penicillium taxi is the source of this 1695-nucleotide messenger RNA. Its product is annotated as M20 family metallopeptidase. The coding region runs from base 1 to 1695 and encodes 564 amino acids. The record is from RefSeq and is a predicted model, not a curated record. Gene Ontology annotation, cellular component: fungal-type vacuole lumen. The transcript is spliced from 3 exons. Gene Ontology annotation, molecular function: metallocarboxypeptidase activity. NCBI's taxonomy places the organism in Eukaryota, Fungi, Ascomycota, Eurotiomycetes, Eurotiales, Aspergillaceae.